AUGCCCUCCGAUCCCAACCGCGUCGCGAGCAUCAUGCUCUCAUGGCACUCCCUGGACCUUGUCUCAUGUACCAAUCUACAGACCUUAUGGGCUGGUUAUGGACAAAUAUGUGCUAUCACGGCACGAGCCACCACCGACCAAGCAGCCAAGCAUCUCAGCAAGCUAUGUGGGGUAGACCCAGGCAGCGCAGGGUCGACAUAUCCGCUCAUCCUGAAGCUCAUCUCACCGCCCCGAAAAAGCGGUACUAAAGAUGAGGGUCACUUACGAAAGAUGUUGAGCUACGAGGUAGAGCAGUACUUCUAUAGUGAAGUUGUUCCACAGCUAGGCUCUGACAUAUCCAUAGCGAAAUGUCUUGCCUCGACGCGUGACAUGAGCGACGCGGAAGGCUCCUCGGAACUCAGAGGUCUCAUGGCUACAAUCAUGGUCGAUCUGCGCCCUGCAUUCCCUGUCGCGGGGGAGAAGAGAGGUGCAUUGAAUCGCACACAAGUACAUGCGGCGCUGGAUUGGUUAGCCGGCUUCCACAACCGCUCACGGGAGCUGCUACCAGCCACUCUUGAUGGAUACGUUCUGCCGCCGCUGGAGGAAAGCAGUAGAAGACAGAGUUCAAGCAAGAACGUUGUAAAUGGACUGUGGCUGAAUGGGGGAUAUACGUAUCUCGCGACACGACGUCAAGAGUACGCAUCUCUUGCGCAGGACACGGACUCGGAGUGGUCGGAUCUUUUGUGCAGGGCUUCGGAUGAGUGUUCACUAUCCAUUGCGGAGAUGGUUGCUUUAUUCUUAACGCCCUCUGGAAGGACAGCUGAGUCGUAUAUCCAUGGUGAUGUCAAGUCGGAGAAUCUCUUCACGACGACCAAUGGGGACAAAGUGGCAUUUUUUGAUUUCCAGUAUGUUGGGCUCGGUCUGGGAGUUUGUGACCUUGCCAAAUUGUUUACCUGCUCGGUCCCUUUGCAUAUGCUAGUUGAUGACAAUGGGAGUUUGCCCGAACAACUGUCAAUGUGUGAGGGUGAGAGGGGACUCUUAGAGCGGUACCGCACAACCACCCAGGCCGAGGGCUCCCAUAUAUACGACUGGGAAACGUUCAAACGACACUGGGAGACGGCAUUGGUCGACUGGUGUAGAUUCCAGGCUUCGUGGGGCUUCUGGGGAAAUACAGAGUGGCUCGAGGCCCGUGUGAGAUCAAUUUUGAAUGACCAGGAGUGGAGAGACUGGUUGUGUCAGAGCAUUCGCGGCCGGUUAUAG
Molecule: messenger RNA, 1239 nt
Organism: Penicillium coprophilum
Lineage: Eukaryota; Fungi; Ascomycota; Eurotiomycetes; Eurotiales; Aspergillaceae
Exons: 1
Coding region: 1-1239 (412 amino acids)
Source: RefSeq, a predicted model, not a curated record